This is a messenger RNA of Cryptotermes secundus, 3955 nucleotides long. RefSeq lists its product as uncharacterized. NCBI's taxonomy places the organism in Eukaryota, Metazoa, Arthropoda, Insecta, Blattodea, Kalotermitidae. The coding region runs from base 1438 to 2823 and encodes 461 amino acids. The transcript is spliced from 2 exons. The record is from RefSeq and is a predicted model, not a curated record.
AAAUGACUGCGCUGGCGAGAACCAGCGGCAAUAGUAAACUACAGACCCAUCCUCCCAUCAGAGAGGAUGUUCCAUAAGGCUUAUAACCUCAAGUGUUCAGAUAUAAAAUACAAAAUUAGUGGUCAUGGGUCUCAAGGAUCUUGUCGCCAAGACGAACUGAUUGGAGGUUGGCAGAUAAUGGGGGAAUCAGGAGGGUUCAGUUGAGAGUUGAAAGUCAGGCUGUGAAGAGAAGACUUUAUAUGUGCUGCAGUACAUUGAUAUUUGGAAUGUGUGAUUCAGUGAGAUUGUGUUAAAACUCGUUACCAGGAAACGACUAGUGGUGAGUGUAACCAGUGCCUGUAACAGUGAAUUGCAAAGUGUGUAAAUCAUCGAUAGCGCUCUGAUUACUGAUGUCUGAUACCGAAGCGUGAGUGUACUCCUAUGACCUCCUAUGACAUUGUGUUCACUCCUGUUCUGCAUCAGAAGGAGGUGGCAGCAAACCUCAUGUGGCAUGUGUCUUACAUUACUGAAACGCGAAUUCCUUCUACUUUGGUGAGUCACUGGCUCAAGAUUGAUGUACAUUACAAUUUGAAGUUCUUAGUAGUGAGUACUAAACUUACGGCCUUUUGUGAUGUGACACUGUAUGGUUUAGUAGCUGUGUACCGACAGAUUGCAAGGACUUGCCGCCUCCAUCUUGAUGAUAGAAGAUGGAGGCAGCGGGUUCCUCCAAAAAAUUGGCAUCUAUCUAUCAAAACUCAUGACAUCAUAUUCCAAAAGACUAUCAUCUGGAUACAUAUGAAGCUUGUUAUGCUGUAUAGCGGAAAGCAGUACAGCCAGUCCCCGCCUAUUGAACAGAUUAUUUCCCUCUAGUAUGAUGUAAUGCAAGGGCAGGCAAGAAAUAAAAUAUACAGAGGCAGAAAACAAGGAAAUAGAUAAAGGAAUGGAGGUCAUAACUAAUUACCGCCAAACAGACUCGGAGAUGAAGAAUAGGAAUACUUUACCAGCAGAGAGAACAAGCAAGAAGCGUGAAAAAUAGCAAUGUGAUAUGCGUGACCAUUUUUUUUUUGUUAAUUACAUUUGUAUGUUUCUUUUUUGGUAACACAAUUGAUUACUCUUCGUUUUCAAGAAUUUUCUGGAAUGACGUAUGUGAAACUCUUCUAUAAUUUCGCAUAUUGCGACUUGAAAUCCGAAUCCGUAUAGCUUAUCCAGACAAAAACAUUAAUUGUUAGGCAACGGCUCGGCGAACAUGUUUCCUAGGAAACGACUACGCUUACAACAAUAGACAAAAUGCUGGAGGUCGUGUUUUCUAUGCUGUCCGUUCCGAAGUUAUACAUGCACUGUACUUCAGUGGUUAGCAUCCAGCCGCCAGCCAGCGAGGACAGCAACAGCAAAAGGAAUCUCUACUGUUAGAACGUUAUAACGUGAAAAUAUUGACAAUUAUCAUUCUGCUCUGUCACUAUGAAUUACGCUCUUAUAUGCAUACUAGUUGUGUUGGGGUGUCUGCAGCAACGAACUGCUGAAUCACGCCAUAUCGCCCAUCACAGUCGAGAAGGAAACAUGGAGACUGUACCUGAUCAAACCCAAGCUGCAUCUGAUGACACACUACAGAGCAACAUUCCUUCAGAUCUGUUAUUCAUGUAUGACAAACGAAGAACUAAAGACUCAUAUGGGGAUACAUCUCAUGGAUCUGAAGAAAUAAUGCCAGCAAAUUCAGAAUUUGACGUUCCAAAGAAAAUCUCGCUCUCGCCACGUUAUAAGAAGUCUUGGCAAAGAAAAUUGUCAAAAAAGUAUCCACAAACUAAACAGAAAGAAGAUCUUGGUCUCACUUCUAGUAACAGAUUUUUUUCUGACACAGUACAGAGAAUACAACGACCUGAAAAUGGACCAGAAAUUGCUGAUGUCAGGACAGAUCAAAGAAUAAAAAAGGGCUUAUCUCCUGAUACUUACUCUUUUAAGGCACAGAAAAAUAGUCCCAACCAUCACAGAAUUACAUAUAAAGAGGAAAGCAAUUCACGAAAUUCAUGGAAACCUAUCCGAGGCCAUAAAAUUGUUAACUCUUUUAAAUCACGCUACAAAACAACGACCUCCAACCCACUCAGUCCUGGAGAAGAAACUUCUGCUUACAAAGACAAGAGACAAAACUCUGAGGAGGAGGAAGACCCAUAUGGUAAUAAACACAUGUUUGGUGAUGAUAGUGGUGAUAGUGAUGAAGAUUAUGAUGAUAUCGAUGACUACACCAGUAAGAUUCAAAAAGCUCUUAAAAGUGAUGGUAGCAACAUAGGGCUGCAAGAAAUGUAUCAACAGAAAGAUGACAGUGUACAAAGAUAUUUGGAUCAUGUACCAUAUCCUGCAAAGAUAAAAGAUGACACAAGAGAAACUUCUGCUUACAAAGACAAGAGACAAUACUCUGAGGAGGAGGAAGACCCAUAUGGUAAUAAACACAUGUUUGGUGAUGAUAGUGGUGAUAGUGAUGAAGAUUAUGAUGAUAUCGAUGACUACACCAGUAAGAUUCAAAAAGCUCUUAAAAGUGAUGGUAGCAACAUAGGGCUGCAAGAAAUGUAUCAACAGAAAGAUGACAGCGUACAAAGAUAUUUGGAUCAUGUACCAUAUCCUGCAAAGAUAAAAGAUGACACAAGAAGAUAUGAACAUGGUAGUAGCUAUAGAUCUUCUGAAAACGAGACAGAAGAUAAUGAGAGAACACAAAACAUUAUUCAUUCUCGAAUUGAUCACUUGAAGGAAAUGACAAAAAGAGGGAUGGCAAACAACUUUUAUUCAGAACAAAAUUCUAGGGCCCCAACACAUGGUAAGAUUGCAAAUGAUCGUAUUAAAUGGGUUAAAUUUUAAGGAGUCACAAAGAUACACUACAAGUGGUUGUUUCUUAUAAAAGAUGUCACAAUGACAUCCAUGUAAAACUAAAAUACAUAUUGUGACAUGACGGCUAAAAGCCAAAAUACUGCAACAAAUAGAAGCAGCUGUUGGUAAGCAAUGUCUUGGUAAAAAUUUUCCAUCACAAUGAAUAAACGCGCAAGAAGAAUGGAUUCAUAGAAGCGACGUUUUCAAUGCGGUCCAAGCCAAAGCUGUACAACGAAGAUCAAUAGCUGAAUCAUCUUCAAUAGGAGAAUGACAUGGAGACUCCAUAUCGAAAGGACCGCAUCCAAGGUGCUCUGCACAUACAUAAGAAUGUAUUUCUAUUCAAGACAGAGCUUUUAAGCAUUAAUAUUAAACUUGUUCUUUAUAAAGCCUCAAUUAUUUCAAUAAAUGUGUAUGUCUCUCCCAACUGAAUGUAUGCGGCGGACGCUCUCUUCUUGAAACUGCAGUCCCUGCAGAACCGAGUUCCCCAUUCCACUGGCAAUCUUGAUAGGUGCACAAUGGUCCGCGACUUGAACGUGGUUUUCAAAAUUCCUUAUGUGUACGAUUACAUAAUAGAAUUCUGCAGGAGACAGGAAAAAGUAAUCAAGAAUCUCUAAAUCCAAAUGAACGAGCGAUUGAACAAGGAGAAACUAUGCAUAAGAGAUCUAAGAUACUUAAAUUUGGCGGUGGUUAGGCCUACGAACGUUCAAGAGACUAACUGCUAUUUCGGAGUUGUAAAAUAAAUCAUGGCGCUAUCUGCUGCAGAAGCCUGCAUUGACAGGUGCCCUGUGUAUAUCAUGCUCGAAUGUUAUUCAUUGUAGUGAAGUCGAAGUUGACGAAGUGGAGACCCCAUUUGAAACAUUUUAAAGGCGCUGGAAUAAAAAAAAAUAAUCAUAGGUUCUGACUGGGCCCGAUACCAAGAACGAACGAUCUGGAGAGCGUCAGCGGCAGUUUUCUGGACUGAACUAGAGCCGAGUCAGUCUUCAGUUGCUUUGUUAGACGCCGCUACCAAGCAACAACUAGUGAAGACAUAGUGGACUGAGAAGAAAGUGCUUGCAGUAGUCAUCUGUAGAGCGUGAUUAGUGAAAUUGUUAUAGUUAUUUGUUGUUACAAGUUAUAUGCGUUC